AUGAAGUCAGCUUUCACUCUUACCUUUCUUGCUUCUCAAGUCAAUGGAAAUGGACUCCGAGGACUCCAAUACUGCCCGCCUCCUGGAACUGGAAUCACUUGUCCGGGCAACAUCCAUACUGUUGCCUGUGGAGAUGGCUACAGAUGCAAGUAUGAUAAUGAGUGCUUUGCCAAUGCUGCUGGGUUUGUCAACUGUCUACCUGUGGAGGAUUUUUGCCCGCUUCCUGGACCCGGCGUCACUUGUCCGGGGAACAUCAACACUGUAGGUUGCGGAAAAGGUUACAAAUGCAAGUAUGAUAAUGAGUGCUUUGCCAAUGCUGCUGGAUUUGUCAACUGCCUACCUGUGGAUGAUUCUUGUCCUACUCCUGGAACUGGAAUGAGCUGCCCCCUGAACAAAGACAUGGUCAUUUGCAACCAAAAGUGCCAAUACGGCAACAUGUGCCUUGCAAAUGCUGCUGGCUUUGCCUUUGCCUCUUGCACCCAUCUACCACCACCCUGCAACCCCACCACUUCUUCAAACUGUCCUCCCAUUCAGCCACCCCCAGUCACAAAUCCCCCUGUACCACCGUGCAACCCAACCACAGGCGCAAACUGCUGA
Messenger RNA from Seminavis robusta, 597 nucleotides. The record is from the annotation of a GenBank genome assembly. NCBI's taxonomy places the organism in Eukaryota, Bacillariophyta, Bacillariophyceae, Naviculales, Naviculaceae.